Molecule: messenger RNA, 366 nt
Organism: Aspergillus tanneri
Lineage: Eukaryota; Fungi; Ascomycota; Eurotiomycetes; Eurotiales; Aspergillaceae
Exons: 2
Coding region: 1-366 (121 amino acids)
Source: RefSeq, a predicted model, not a curated record
AUGCCUUGGUUUAGCACCUUACUCCGCUGCUUGGGAAUGCGCAAAGAACCAGGUGACCUGACGUCUUUCUCUGGCGAGAUGCCUCCUUUUGAGGCGAAGAAAAAGCCUACAACUGGUGUCAAUUAUAUCAAUGGGGAGAACGCCUUGACUGAAAACUGUGUGGAGACCAAGCGAAUUGACGACCUGGGAGGCUGUGGCUCUGAUCAGAAUACGAAUGACGAGGCCAUGCCGAGGCCAAGGGCAUGGCCACCUACAGUGAAUCCGACCAAAGUACUCUCGUCGAAAAUACCGAUACAGAGAACCCGGACCAUGAGCCCUCCUAUGGGUCCGAUCAAGGCACUGUCACCGAAGGAAAUAUCGAUGUAG